Molecule: messenger RNA, 888 nt
Organism: Naegleria gruberi
Lineage: Eukaryota; Heterolobosea; Eutetramitea; Acrasida; Naegleriidae
Exons: 2
Coding region: 1-888 (295 amino acids)
Source: RefSeq, a predicted model, not a curated record
AUGCAGAUCUUUCAGACCUUUCUUCAGAAUUUUCGUGGUUUGUGGAGUAGAAACACAAUUCAAAAGACUCAAUGCAAACCCUCUUUGGAAAUUUUAGAGGACUGCUUUAAGAAAAACCAAGAAAAAGUUGUUUUUGUUUCAUUUGGAAAGAAAGAAGCCAUAUUCAGCAAUAUUCCAGAAAAUUACUUUCUUUUCGUUCAGAAAGAAACGGAUUUCGAUCUUAUUCAUCAAACCAUUCACAAGAUUGUGAAACAUCGAAAUGACCAAACUAUUUCGAUUAGAAUUUUAGGUCAACCAACUCAUUUGAAAGAGGAAAUUCAACAAUUGUUCUUGUCAUUGUUUAAUGUUGUGGAAGAUGGUGAUAAUUCGAGUGACGUUGUCGUGUAUUUUGUUGAAAACAUUGAAACUGUAUACGAAACUGUUUCGGAUAGUCCAGAAAGAGUUUCUAAUGCUUCUGACAAUGAUCCACAAGAAUUAUCUCAUAACUUAUUUGAUAGGGUCACCAACGAACUAAACUCUGACAUUUCCAUAACUGGAAAUUACAACGAGCACGCAGAACUUUUAAGAAAUUGCCUCUCUCGUUUAAUCAACCCAAUUUCAAAGGAGAAGAAACUAUUCUUAUUUAGUUGGAAGAAAGGUCCUCAAUCAACUGUUUUCUUUAGAGAUGAUGGUUAUUUUAGAGAACACAAAGAUGAUCCAUUAUCGAGGGAGAAUUAUUGUGUUUUGUUUCUUCCAAUGGAUAAAGAAAGUUAUUGGAGUUUGAAGAGUGAAUAUUUGAAAUUUGUUCAAUCGACUCAUCCAAAUGUUUCAUUCUUUUAUGUUGAUAGCAUUGGGUCUUUUGAUGAGCGUCAUUUGUCAAUUGAUUUUAUUAAGUGGCUUUCAGGAUAA